Kwoniella shivajii is the source of this 2388-nucleotide messenger RNA. RefSeq lists its product as uncharacterized. NCBI's taxonomy places the organism in Eukaryota, Fungi, Basidiomycota, Tremellomycetes, Tremellales, Cryptococcaceae. Gene Ontology annotation, molecular function: protein binding. The coding region runs from base 1 to 2388 and encodes 795 amino acids. The record is from RefSeq and is a predicted model, not a curated record. The transcript has 5 exons.
AUGUCACGUCCUCAAUCGGAAUCCGGAUACGAUAUCAUUCCUCCAUCUACAACACAAAUACCACUGGAUACACCACCUUCAUCGAUACGAUCAACAAACUCAUCUACAAUAAUGGAACGACCCCCAAUACCACAUGCUGCAUCUACACCUGCACCUGCACCAACGAUAACCGCUUCUGAACUAUUGGCUGUACCACCUGCGGCCCUACCUGCACCGUCGAAAUUACAUCGUACGGUUUCAAAUCCAUUUAAACAAAAAUCAAAAUCCACUCCAUUCCCUUCUGCGCCUUCAUCUGGUUCUUCCACUCCUGGUCAACUACCGCCUACUGUUGAACCUGAUGAUAUACCCCAUCGACCACGUUAUCAUUCUACUUUGUCUCGUUCACAAUCGACUGGAUUCGCUGGAAAAUUACAGUCGCUUAGAAAGAAGAUUGAGAGUGAACUUUCGCGAAAACGACCCGGCUCGGGCGCACCUUCUUCCCAAUCAACCGGUAAAAGAAGUACCAGGAAACCUCAAAAAGGUACUGUGGCCGGGCUUCGACCCAGCCCAGCUCUCACCGUUCCAGAGGCAAUGAACGUCGCGGAUGCUUCUCAAUUGUGUGCCGCCAAACGUGCCGAUUGUGUUCUCGUCGUCGAUGACGAAGAAGGCUUAAGCGGUAUCUUUACUGCUAAAGAUUUGGCUUUCAGAGUAACGGCUGAAGGUCUUGAUCCUCGACUUACCACUGUUGCACAAAUCAUGACCAAAAACCCAAUGGUCACUCGAGACACUACAUCUGCUACCGAAGCUUUGCAAUUGAUGGUUAGCAAAGGUUUCAGACACUUGCCGGUUUGUAAUGAGGAUGGGGAUGUUGUCGGUUUACUCGAUAUCACCAAAGUAUUCCACGAGGCUCUCGCCAAAGUCGAGCGAAGUUCAUCGGCUACCUCCCAACUUCACGCCGCUCUGGCUGGAGUUCAAUCAGAACUUGGUCCCGGUCUCUCCACCAAUCCUCAAGCUGCCGCCAUGAUGGCAUACGUUGAUGCGCUCAAAGACCGAAUGGCUCUUCCUGACUUGACCACAGUCAUCGACACAAGACUCUCACCUGCUACCGUUACCCCCCGAACAUCCGUGCGAGAGGCUGCCAAGAUCAUGAAAGAAAGACGAACUACCGCUGUCUGUGUGAUGGAAGUCAACGCUGGUACAUCCGCAAUUUCCGGUGUUAGCGGUGGAAACAAUAUCCCCAAGAUUGCGGGUAUCUUCACUUCUAAAGACAUUGUUCUUAGAGUCAUCGCUGCCGGUCUUGACGCAUCAAGAUGCAGUGUUGUCAGAGUCAUGACUCCGCAUCCUGAUACUGCUCCUCCUAACAUGGUUGUCCAAGAUGCGUUGAAAAAGAUGCAUAAUGGCCACUACCUCAAUCUUCCCGUUGUCGAUGCUGAUGGUCGACUUCUUGGUAUUGUGGAUGUUCUCAAGCUUACUUACGCGACUCUUGAGCAGAUCGAAUCGAUGAACGAAGAUCAGUCAAACAACGAAAGCGGACCCAUGUGGGGUAAAUUCUUUGAAACCCUACCUGGUGCUGGAGGAGACGACGACUCCAUCUCCGUUGUUUCCGCCUCUGAACGACCUGAUACACCUUCUCGACCAACGCACGGACGUGGUCUUUCUUCCAUGACUUCACCCAUCUCCGAAGUUAUGCCCAAUGACUCCGCCUCAGCCGUCGACGACAAUGCUUCUGAGUUUGAGAAACGUGGAGCUGCCUCUUCUGUUGCACCAAAUCCCGUUCCAGUCGACGACGGUACAUACGUGUUCAAAUUCCGAACGCCAUCUGGACGAACUCAUCGAUUCCAAGCACGACAUGAUUCGUACGAAUUACUGCGAGAUAUCGUUGCUGGUAAACUUUUGACCGACCCAUUUUUCACCGCUGAAGGAGCUAAGGAAGGACAAGAAGUUCAUUUACCCGACCCAUCCAAUUUCACACUUCAUUAUACCGACGACGAGGGUGAUUUAGUCACUAUGACAGCCGAUGGCGAUGUCGCAGAUGCAGUUCGAAUUGCUAGAGGACAGAAAUCUGACAGAGUGGUAUUGUUAAUUGAUGGGGGCAAAGUAUGGGAAGAAUUCGCCCGAGAUAUAGGAGGAGAAAAAGCCGUUGAACAACUCAAGGAAGUUGAACAAGAAAUUAAGGGAGUGGAAGAAGCCGAAAAGAAGAUGGAAGAACCAACUGCGGACCCAUCAACGGAGCCCACGUAUGGACAAACAGGUGCUGUUCAUUCAAAAGGACCAAGUCCAGGUACACCAGGAGCAGGACCGGAAUUAAUAGGUGGUGUUCUACCUAAAGAAAUGGCUUUGCCUGCUGCUAUUGGUUUCUUGGGUGUAGUGAUUUUAGGUGUAUUCAUCAUGGGUAGAACUAGUAAAUAG